AGGAUGAGAAUAAGCAAUAGCAACUAGCAAGACAACCGUGAAAUGUAGCGCGCCAUUUCUCCAUCUGAAUAUUUCUGCAACUAUCUCAGUCCAACUGUGUGUGAAGCAGAGGAGGAUAGAAGAAAUGGGAGUGGCACAACAAAUGGAUUGCAGAAAUUGGGAGGAAGAUUCCUACAGAGACGCCAUUUUGCAAGAUAGAGAAACCCUCUCUCGGACCGUUUUCCGGACCGCCUACGCUCCAAACCCUAAUCCCAAUCCCAAUUCCGACCAUGUCGUCACCGCCUCCAGCGACGGCUCCGUCGCCGCUUACUCCAUUUUCGCCUGCCUCGAGAUGGGCUGCGGACGCUCGAGAGAUCGAAAUUGGUUAGCUGCAGAGCCAGAGUUUGUGAUUCGAGGACAUGAUGGACCGGCUUAUGAUGUUAAAUUUUAUGAUGAUUCUUUGUUGCUGAGUUGUGGUGAUGAUGGUCGAAUUCGAGGGUGGAAAUGGAAAGAAAUUUUAGAAAGCAUGGAAUCUGAGCGAGGAGCCAAGAUGAAGCCAGUAUUUGACUUGGUGAAUCCUCAACAUAAAGGUCCCUGGGGUGCUCUUUCUCCUAUUCCAGAAAAUAAUGCUAUUGCUGUAGACUCUCAGAGUGGAUCUAUAUAUGCAGCUGCUGGUGAUUCUUGUGCAUAUUGUUGGGAUAUGGAGAAAUGCCAGGUCAAGAUGGUUUUUAAAGGACAUUCAAACUAUCUACAUUGUAUCGUUUCGUGCAAUUCGAGUAAUCAGAUUAUUACUGGUUCAGAAGAUGGCACAGCACGUAUAUGGGAUUGCAAAAGUGGGAAGUGUAUUCAAGUAAUUAAUCCAGAAAAACAAGGCACAAGCGCUUCUUUUCCAUGUGUUAGCUGUAUUGCUCUUGAUUCUAGUGAGAGUUGGUUGGUUUGUGGAAAGGGCCAGUCUUUAUCACUUUGGAAUCUUCCUGCCCGUGAAUGCGUUUCAGUUGCUAGAACUCAGGCUUCUGUCCAAGAUGUUACAUUUGAUGAAAAUCAAAUUCUAGCUGUUGGAGCAGAACCAUUACUCACACGAUUAAACAUGAAUGGAGAUAUUAUUUCACAGAUCGAGUGUGCUCCAACAUCUGCAUUUUCCAUUUCUUUGCACCCUUCAGGGGUAGCAGCAGUAUCUGGUUAUGGAGCGCUCGUAGACAUGAUCUCACAAUUUGGGAGCCACUUGUGUACAUUUCGCUGUAAGGGGCUGUAAGUUUAGUAUCUGGCCUUGUUUGUCAACAUGAACUUUAAUUUGUGAGUGUCAACAUCCACUCCUGUCCACUGCCCAUCCCGCUUCAUCGUCUUCCAUGAAAAUUAGCGUUAAUGUUUUUGUGGUGCAGUAGAAUGUGAAAGAACUAAUUUUGUAAUUCUGUAGCUCAUAUGAAUUAUGUCUACCAGCUGAUAUUUUGUGUCUUCUCCUAUCCUCAGAUUCUUACUGUCAAUUGAAACUCACUUCUACAACUUUAUUACAUUUAAAUUGGGCUUA
Salvia miltiorrhiza (redroot sage) is the source of this 1504-nucleotide messenger RNA. Its product is annotated as THO complex subunit 6. Gene Ontology annotation, molecular function: protein binding. NCBI's taxonomy places the organism in Eukaryota, Viridiplantae, Streptophyta, Magnoliopsida, Lamiales, Lamiaceae. Gene Ontology annotation, biological process: mRNA export from nucleus. The record is from RefSeq and is a predicted model, not a curated record. Bases 125 to 1231 code for a protein of 368 amino acids. Gene Ontology annotation, cellular component: THO complex; transcription export complex. The transcript is spliced from 13 exons.